Messenger RNA from Pomacea canaliculata, 1390 nucleotides. RefSeq lists its product as uncharacterized. The record is from RefSeq and is a predicted model, not a curated record. NCBI's taxonomy places the organism in Eukaryota, Metazoa, Mollusca, Gastropoda, Architaenioglossa, Ampullariidae. The coding region runs from base 399 to 959 and encodes 186 amino acids. The transcript has 4 exons.
UGCACAAAUCGUGUCAUCUUUGUGACCAUUGCUAGACACAGCGAAGGACACUGGAUGUACAGUGUUUCCUGUUAAAUUCAUUACUCGGCUGAUAAAAAGCACUUAGCUGUUAUGACCUGUGUAGAGUACAUCCUUCAGCCAAAGGUCAGAGAAACAGCGCGAGCUGACCUAGUUUGAACUGAAAGACUCCCUCUCACCUGUAUUUAGCGCAGGUGCAACGUGUGAAAGCUGUCAUCCGAUUUAUCGUGCUCACUACAUACACAAGGAGAGAAUCUAUAGAUAGCGGGACUUGACAAACGGCUACUGUCGGUAGAAACAACAGCAAGUGACGAGAAAGUACAGAACAGAACCAGUAGAGACUGCAACAACCUCACAGUAGAAGUGUUGUCAGUGUCGUCAUGGAUAUGCGAUGUACUGUGGUGAUCCUCCUGAUGUUUCUGGCUGGAGUCGACACGUGUUUAAGAAGAGCGGAUAUAGAAAAUUUCUGGGGGAAAAAGGAGGUUGAUGAUAAGCCAUCAAAACCUGCCAAAACAAGGCCAUCAAAACCUGCGACUACCAAGCCACCAACACCUGGGGACGAGGACAAAGUGUGGCCGUGCGGUCUGUGUGGCUCUCCGAUAGAUGUGACGCUGCACGUGGAGAACACCCUCAAAGAACCCUUCUUCAAUGAGAGCAUCUUUCUUGAAGGGCUGAACCAGCGGCAACUGUUCCACUUUCUGCAUGAGGCUGCUAACCAAAAUAAAAUUUUUAGAUUUUCAAUGACGCACUAUGGAGCUGAACUAGGCUUCAUGAUUGAUUCUAUUAAUGGCUUGAAAUCUGAGUGGGUAAAUGGCAAAUUGAACUACUGGCGGAUCCUGUAUAUUAAUGGCACUGCCCUGGAGUUCGGCGUUAGUACAUUCAUACCGGAGGACAAAGAUGAAUUCAUCUUUCGGUAUGUAACCUGGCCAGGCUACAUAUGAAUUCAUCUUUCGGUAUGUAACCUGGCCAGGCCGUAAGACAACUUGAUUUGAUAACAGAUCUCCAUCCUCUCUACUGUGACAUAAACUAUUUGAAUAAACAAACAUCGGGCCAGCUGAUCUACUGAUGGGCAAUUUAAUUCUGCUUCUAUCGCGGUGCCUACUUUUAUCCGAUUCUAAAUGAGUCCGAAAGGUUUCAUUUAUAUAUAUAUAACUUGUGUUUCUUUGAAGAUCCCCCUCCUCUAAGUUUGAUAACAAUAAUAUUCAUGCUUUUCGCAAAAAAAUGUGACAUGUAUCAUUUUACAAUAUAUUGCUUUUUUUCUUCCUUAAACACACGCACACACGAUUGUUUAUCUCAAAUGGAGAGAAUAAAAAACUUUCUUUGAGCCUAUGCUUGUCAUGAACAAAUUAAUAAAAGUCUAUGAAAAAAACAA